CUUCCGAUUAAAGCCGGGCAGCAGAAUACACACACCAAAGUCAGUAUGGAGCACAACAAAGAGUGUCUCAUAAACAUUUCAAAGUACAAAUUCUCCCUGGUCAUAAGUGGACUUACACACAUCUUAAAAAAUGUAAACAACAUGAGGAUAUUUGGAGAAGCUGCUGAAAAAAAUUUGUAUUUGUCUCAACUGAUUAUAUUGGAUACACUGGAAAAAUGUCUUGCAGGGCAACCAAAAGACUGUAUGCGCUUGGAUGAAACCAUGCUUGUUAAACAGCUGCUACCUGAGAUCUGCCAUUUUAUUCACACGCAUCGAGAGGGCAACCAGCAUGCAGCCGAGCUGCGGAUUUCUGCAUCAGGAGUCCUGUUCUCUUUAAGCUGCAAUAACUUCAAUGCAGUUUUCAGUCGCAUUUCCACCAGGCUGCAAGAACUGACGGUUUGUUCAGAGGACAAUGCUGACGUUCAUGAUAUAGACUUGAUACAGUACAUUAAUGUGGACUGUGCAAAACUCAAAAGGCUGCUACAAGAGACGGUUUUCAAAUUUAAAUCCCUGAAGAAAGUGGCUCAGUUGGCGGUUAUCAAUAGUCUUGAAAAGGCAUUUUGGAAUUGGGUUGAAAAUUAUCCUGAUGAGUUUACAAAGUUAUACCAGAGGCCUCAGACUGAUAUGGCAGAUUGUGCAGAGAAGUUGUUUGACCUUGUGGACAGUUUUGCUGAAAGCAACAAGAGAAAAGUAGCAGUUUGGCCCCUGCAAAUAAUUUUACUUGUUCUGUGCCCAGAAAUUAUCCAAGACAUUUCUAAGGAAACUGUAGAAGAAAGCAAAAUGAACAAGAAAUUGUUUCUUGAAAGCCUCAGGAAAGCUCUAACUGGCCAUGGAGUAGGGAAACCACUUAUGGAGAGUGCUGCAAUUGCUUGUGUGAAGUUGUGUAAAGCGUCCACAUAUGUCAAUUGGGAGGAUAAUUCUGUCAUAUUCCAUCUGGUCCAAUCAUUAGUCAUUGACCUAAAGAACUUGCUCUUCAAUCCAAGCAAGCCUUUCUCCAGAGGAGCAGGAAAUCAGAAUGCAGAUGUAGACCUAAUGAUUGACUGCCUAGUUUCGUGCUUUAGGAUAAACCCUCAGAACAAUCAGCAUUUCAAAAUUUGUUUGGCACAGUCCUCACCAUCAACAUUUCAUUAUGUGCUGGUGAACUCUCUGCACAGAAUUAUCACAAAUUCUGCACUGGAUUGGUGGCCCAAGAUUGAUGCUGUGUAUUGCUACUCAGGAGAGCUCCGCAGCAUGUUUGCUGAAACGCUCAAAAUCGUCAUGCAGUUACAUACAGCAAUCCGCCUGACGCCGAGCCUGACAUUUAAAGAGAAAAUGCCAUACCUUAAGUUUAAAGAGAAACCAACUGAUGUGGAAACUAGGAGUUACAAGUAUUUGCUACUGUCUUUGGUCAAGCUCAUGCAUGGAGACCCAAAGCUGCUAUUAUAUAACCCAGGAAAACCCGGCCCUGACACACAGAACAGCACUGCAGAGCUAAUUAAUGGAUUGGUGCAGCUGGUCCCACAGACAAACAUGCCAGAGAUAGGCCAGGAAGCCAUGGAGGCCUUGUUGGUUCUACAUCAGUCAGACAGCAUUGAACUUUGGAAUCCAGAUGCACCAGUAGAGACAUUUUGGGAAAUUUGUUCGCAGAUGAUUUUUUAUAUCUGUAAAAAGUUGAUUGGUCAUUCGAUGCUCAACAGCACAGAAGUCCUUAAAUGGCUGCGAGAAAUUUUAAUCUGCAGGAAUAAAUUUCUCCUUAAAAAUAAGGAGUGUGCUGCUGUCGGAAGUGCAAUUCCAAUAUGUCGUCAAGCCCAGACUAAAUUAGAAGUUUGUCUGUACAUGUUUCUCUGGAGCUCAGACAUUGAAGCAGUUCUAGUGGCCAUGUCCUGUUUUCGAAACCUGUGUGAGGAGGCAGAUAUACGUUGUGGGGUUGAUGAAGUAUCUGUUCAUAAUUUCUUGCCAAAUUAUAACACUUUCUUGGAGUUUGCAUCUGUAAGCAACAUGAUGUCCCUGGGUAGAGCAGCUCUACAGAAGCGUGUCAUGGCCUUACUAAGAAGAAUAGAACAUCCCACUCCUGGGAACACAGAAGCUUGGGAAGAUACAUAUGCGAAGUGGGAACAAGCAACAAAGUUGAUUCUGAACUUCCCAAAGACUAAGCUGGAAGAUGGCCAGGUUACAGAAAGCCUUCAUAAGACCAUUGUGAAGAGGCGAAUGUCUCAUGUAAGCGGAGGUGGUUCUAUAGACCUGACUGAUACAGAUUCGCUACAGGAGUGGAUUAACAUGACCGGUUUCCUUUCUGCCCUUGGUGGUGUCUGCCUGCAACAUCGCAGCAAUGUGGGGCUAGUUACUUACAGUCCACCUAUGGGUCCUGUUAACGAGCGCAAGGGUUCUGUUAUCUCAAUGGUUUCUACUGAAGGCAAUGCAGAAACUCCUGUCAGCAAAUUUCUUGAUCGGCUUCUCUCAUUGAUGGUCUGCAACAAUGAGAAAGUUGGAAUUCAAAUUCGGACAAACAUCAAAGAUCUGGUUGGUUUAGAGCUGAGCCCUGCUUUGUAUCCAAUGCUUUUCAACAAAAUGAAGAACAACAUAAGCAAGUUCUUUGACUCCCAAGGGCAGGUUUUGCUCAAUGACACAAACACCCAGUUUGUUGAACAGACGAUAACCAUCCUGAAGAACUUGCUUGAUAAUCACACAGAAGGCAGCUCUGAACAUUUGGGGCAAGCUAGUUUAGAGACCAUGAUGCUAAAUCUAGUCAGAUAUGUACGUGUUCUGGGUAACUUGGUGCAUGCCAUACAGAUCAAAACCAAGCUGUGUCAACUGGUGGAAGUGAUGAUGGAACGAAGGGACGACCUUUCUUUUUGUCAGGAAAUGAAGUUUAGGAACAAGAUGGUGGAAUACUUGACUGACUGGGUAAUGGGAACAUCUAACCAAGCUGCAGAUGAGGAUGUAAAAUGCCUCACAAGAGAUUUGGAUCAAGCAAGCAUGGAAGCAGUUGUAUCUCUUCUUGCUGGCCUACCUCUUCAACCCGAAGAAGGAGAUGGUGUUGAGUUAAUGGAAGCUAAAUCACAAUUAUUUCUCAAGUAUUUCACACUGUUCAUGAACCUGCUGAAUGAUUGCAGUGAGGUUGAAGAUGAUGGCACACAGACAGGUGGCAGGAAGAGAGGCAUGUCUCGGCGCUUAGCUUCCUUAAGGCACUGUACAGUGUUAGCUAUGUCUAAUCUUCUGAAUGCCAAUGUGGAUAGUGGCCUUAUGCACUCAAUAGGUCUUGGCUACCAUAAGGACCUACAGACAAGAGCUACAUUCAUGGAAGUCCUCACAAAAAUUCUGCAGCAGGGAACAGAGUUUGACACAUUAGCUGAGACAGUUCUAGCUGAUCGCUUUGAAAGGCUAGUGGAACUAGUGACUAUGAUGGGGGACCAAGGGGAAUUGCCUAUUGCCAUGGCUCUAGCCAAUGUGGUUCCUUGCUCACAAUGGGAUGAGCUUGCACGAGUCCUUGUGACGCUCUUUGAUUCCCGACACCUACUGUACCAGCUUCUGUGGAACAUGUUUUCUAAGGAAGUUGAGCUAGCAGACUCCAUGCAGACACUUUUCAGAGGGAACAGCUUGGCUAGUAAAAUCAUGACGUUUUGUUUCAAGGUAUAUGGGGCCACGUACCUUCAGAAACUUUUGGAACCACUAUUGAGACUGAUCAUAACCUCUCCUGAGUGGCAACAUGUCAGUUUUGAAGUGGACUCUUCAAGGUUGGAUGGAGUUGAAAGCCUUGAAGAAAAUCAGCGGUGUCUACUUCAGAUGACGGAGAAGUUCUUUCAUGCCAUUAUAAACUCCACCCAUGAAUUCCCUACUCAGCUGCGCAGUGUGUGCCAUUGUCUGUACCAGGCAACUUGCCACUCCCUACUGAAUAAAGCUACAGUAAAAGAAAAAAAGGAAAACAAAAAAUCAGUUGUGAGCCAGAGGUUUCCCCAGAACAGCAUUGGUGCAGUUGGAAGUGCUAUGUUCCUCAGGUUCAUUAACCCGGCCAUUGUGUCUCCUUAUGAAGCAGGGAUAUUGGAUAAGAAGCCACCACCUAGAAUUGAACGUGGCUUGAAGCUAAUGUCUAAGAUUCUCCAGAGCAUUGCCAAUCAUGUCUUGUUUACAAAAGAGGAGCAUAUGCGCCCUUUUAAUGAAUUUGUGAAGAACAACUUUGAUGCUGCACGAAGGUUCUUCUUUGACAUUGCAAAUAAUUGUCCUCCGAGUGACACUGUUAAUCACAGCCUCUCCUUCAUUACUGAUGGAAAUGUUCUUGCCUUACAUCGGUUGCUUUGGAACAACCAGGAGAAGAUUGGACAGUAUCUAUCCAGUAACAGGGACCACAAAGCUGUUGGAAGGAGACCAUUUGACAAAAUGGCAACUUUACUGGCCUAUCUUGGACCUCCAGAACACAAGCCUGUGGCAGACACUCAUUGGUCAAGUCUGAAUCUCACAAGUUCCAAGUUUGAAGAAUUUAUGACUAGGCAUCAGGUACACGAGAAAGAAGAAUUUAAAGCAUUAAAAACUCUAAAUAUAUUCUACCAAGCAGGGACAUCAAAAGCUGGAAAUCCUGUUUUCUACUAUAUAGCAAGACGGUUCAAGACUGGUCAAAUAAAUGGCGACUUAUUGAUCUACCAUGUUCUUCUGACUUUAAAGCCAUACUAUGCCAAGCCAUACGAGAUAGUGGUAGAUCUUACUCAUGCUGGGCCCAGCAAUCGCUUUAAAACCGACUUCCUUUCAAAAUGGUUUGUGGUUUUCCCUGGCUUUGCAUAUGAAAAUGUGACAGCAGUUUAUAUCUACAACUGUAACUCCUGGGUGAGGGAGUAUACAAAAUACCAUGAGAGACUGCUAACUGGUCUGAAAGGUAGCAAGAGGUUAAUUUUCAUUGAUCCAUCUGGAAAGUUAGCCGAACACAUCGACCAUGAUCAGCAGAAACUGCCAGUUGCCACUCUUGCUUUGGAGGAGGACCUGAAGCUGUUCCAUAAUGCACUCAAGCUGGCCCACAAGGACACUAAAGUGUCAAUAAAAGUGGGUUCUACGGCUGUUCAGGUCACGUCAGCGGAGAGGACGCGGGUUUUGGGCCAAUCAGUGUUUCUGAAUGACAUCUACUAUGCUUCAGAGAUAGAAGAAAUUUGCUUAGUGGAUGAGAAUCAGUUCACAUUGACUAUUGCUAAUCAAGGAACACCCCUCACAUUCAUGCACCAGGAGUGUGAAGCCAUUGUCCAGUCUAUCAUUCACAUACGGACUCGAUGGGAGCUGUCCCAACCAGAUUCCAUCCCCCAACACACUAAGAUCCGUCCAAAGGAUGUUCCUGGAACACUACUUAACAUUGCAUUACUCAACUUGGGAAGUUCUGAUCCAAGUCUACGGUCUGCUGCCUAUAACCUCCUGUGUGCCUUAACAUGUACCUUUAAUUUAAAGAUUGAAGGGCAGCUACUGGAGACUUCGGGUCUUUGUAUCCCAGCCAACAAUACACUUUUCAUAGUCUCCAUUAGCAAAACCCUGGCAGCUAAUGAGCCACACCUCACACUUGAGUUUCUAGAGGAGUGCAUUUCUGGCUUCAGCAAAUCUAGCAUUGAGCUGAAGCAUCUCUGUCUGGAAUACAUGACUCCCUGGUUGUUAAAUCUUGUCCGGUUCUGUAAACUCACUGAUGAUGCAAAGAAGCAGCGUGUCAGUGCUAUCUUGGACAAGCUGAUAACUAUGACCAUUAAUGAAAAACAGAUGUAUCCUUCCAUUCAAGCAAAAAUAUGGGGCAGUCUAGGACAGAUCACAGAUCUUCUCGAUGUUGUGCUAGACAGCUUCAUCAAAACCAGUGCAACAGGUGGACUGGGUUCCAUAAAGGCUGAGGUUAUGGCCGAUACAGCGGUUGCUUUGGCAUCUGGCAAUGUCAAACUGGUUUCAAGCAAGGUGAUCGGGAGGAUGUGCAAAAUAAUAGAUAAGACCUGUCUUUCUCCCACCCCAACACUGGAGCAGCACCUCAUGUGGGAUGAUAUUGCCAUACUCGCCCGAUACAUGCUCAUGCUGUCCUUUAACAACUCCUUGGAUGUGGCUGCCCAUCUACCCUACCUCUUCCAUGUUGUCACCUUAUUGGUGGCAACAGGUCCUCUCUCUCUUCGAGCUUCCACCCAUGGACUUGUGAUUAAUAUUAUUCACUCCUUGUGUACCUGCUCACAGCUGAAUUUCAGUGAGGAGACAAAGCAAGUGUUGCGGCUCAGUCUUACAGAGUUUUCCCUGCCCAAGUUCUACCUUCUGUUUGGCAUCAGUAAAGUCAAGUCUGCGGCAGUUAUCGCUUUCCGAUCCAGUUAUCGUGAUCGCUCCUUUUCACCUGGCUCCUAUGAGAGGGAGACAUUUGCUCUGACUUCAUUGGAAACUGUUACAGAAGCACUGUUAGAAAUUAUGGAGGCUUGCAUGAGAGAUAUCCCAACUUGCAAGUGGUUGGACCAGUGGACUGAACUUGCACAAAAGUUUGCAUUCCAGUACAAUCCUUCACUACAGCCACGAGCGCUUGUUGUGUUUGGCUGUAUAAGCAAGCGUGUAUCUCAUGGACAGAUUAAACAGAUUAUCCGAAUUUUAAGCAAGGGAUUGGAAAGCUGCUUAAAAGGUCCUGACAACUACAACAGCCAAGUUCUAAUAGAAGCCACUGUGAUAGCACUAACCAAACUGCAGCCGCUUCUGAAUAAGGAUUCUCCUAUGCACAAAGCUCUCUUUUGGGUGGCUAUGGCAGUACUCCAGCUGGAUGAAGUUAAUCUAUAUUCGGCAGGUACAGCACUACUGGAACAAAACCUGCACACAUUAGACAGCCUUCGGGUAUUCAAUGACAAGAGCCCAGAAGAAGUUUUCAUGGAAAUUCGAAAUCCUCUGGAGGAAUGGCAUUGUAAACAAAUGGACCAUUUUGUUGGCCUCAAUUUCAAUUCUAACUUCAAUUUUGCACUAGUUGGGCACUUGUUGAAAGGCUAUAGACAUCCAUCUCCUACUACGGUGGCAAGAACAGUGAGAAUCCUUCACACGCUGCUCGCACUUGUAAAUAAACACAGGAAUUGUGAUAAGUUUGAAGUAAAUACACAGAGCGUUGCCUAUUUAGCAGCCCUGCUCACUGUAUCUGAAGAGGUGAGGAGUCGCUGCAGCUUGAAACACAGAAAAUCACUCUUGCUGACAGAUGUUUCGAUGGAAAAUGUUCCUAUGGAUACAUAUCCAAUGCAUCACAGUGACCCUACUUGCAGAACGUUGAAGGAAAACCAGCCAUGGUCUUCUCCAAAGGGAUCUGGCAUGCAUCUAGCUGCAAGCUACCCCACAGUUGGACAAGUUAGCCCACGGACAAGGAAAUCCAUGAGUUUGGAUAUGGGACAGCCAUCACAAGCAAACACUAAGAAGCUUUUGGGUACAAGAAAAAGCUUUGACCACCUAAUAUCUGAUGUUAAAGCUCCUAAAAGACAGGAGAUUGAAUCUGGCAUCACUACACCUCCAAAAAUGAGAAGAGUAGCAGAGAAUGAUUAUGAUAUUGAUACACCAAGGAUAUCAUCACCUCAACAACAUCCUCACUUGCGGAAAGUUUCUGUUUCUGAAUCAAAUGUGCUUUUGGAUGAAGAAGUUCUAACAGAUCCUAAGACACAAGCUCUGCUACUGACUGUUCUAGCUACACUUGUAAAAUACACUACAGAUGAGUUUGAUCAACGUAUCCUAUAUGAAUAUUUAGCUGAAGCCAGCGUGGUCUUCCCUAAAGUAUUUCCUGUGGUACACAAUUUAUUGGACUCUAAGAUCAACACCCUUUUAUCGCUGUGUCAAGAUCCAAAUCUCUUGAACCCAAUACAUGGUAUUGUGCAGAGUGUGGUGUACCAUGAAGAGUCUCCUCCACAGUACCAGCCUUCUUACCUACAGAGUUUUGGAUUUAAUGGUUUGUGGAGGUUUGCUGGACCUUUCUCCAAGCAAACGCAGAUACCAGAUUACGCAGAGCUGAUAGUGAAAUUUCUCGAUGCCUUGAUUGACAAAUACUUGCCUGUAAUUGAUGAAGAAGCCAGUGAGGAGUCUCUGCUGACACCUACAUCUCCUUAUCCUCCCGCUGUGCAGAGCCAACUGAGUAUAACUGCAAACCUUAACCUUUCAAAUUCCAUGACCUCCCUUGCCACUUCCCAGCAUUCCCCCGCUUCUCUGCCUUGCUCUAAAUCUGCAGUUUUCAUGCAGCCACUCCCUCAUCAAGGGAUUGACAAGGAAAACGUGGAACUGUCUCCCACCACUGGUCACUCAAACAGCGGUAGAACGCGCCAUGGUUCAGCAAGCCAAGUGCAAAAGCAAAGAAGUGCUGGCAGCUUCAAACGUCACAGCAUCAAAAAGAUUGUGUGAAGUUUUUUGUUUUUUUUUCUUAUUUUUUAUUUAUUUUAAAUUUCCUUUUCUUAAACUGACUUAAGCGGGCGGCUUAUCCUUGGACCCGGCACAAUAUGAUGCUGCACUUAAUUUUUUUUUUCUCCCUUUUUUUUUUUUUUACCGUACCCAUGCAGUCAGCCAUGUCGCCAGAAGAUCAACACAUUGAAAGCAUCAUUUGAACUCUAUACCAUUUGGUUUCCUUAGACGUUUUCCUUUUGUUUUUCCUUCUCCGGUUAUUUCCAGUUUGAGGGAACCAUGGUCACAAGCAUAUCAAUGCCUUGUGAGUUUUAGAAUGAAGAAAUUUUGUACUUUGAUAAUGGUGGUCCUGCCUUUACUGCAUUAACUGUAAACAUUAGUGGCAUUCUCAUGAGUCUUUUUUGCCUUGUCUUUUUUUAUUAUUAUUAUUAUUACUACUAUUGUUUGUUUAUCUUGUUUUGCAUU
Nanorana parkeri is the source of this 8817-nucleotide messenger RNA. It is a transcript of the gene NF1, whose product is annotated as neurofibromin 1. The annotation marks the transcript as partial. Gene Ontology annotation, biological process: regulation of GTPase activity. NCBI's taxonomy places the organism in Eukaryota, Metazoa, Chordata, Amphibia, Anura, Dicroglossidae. The record is from RefSeq and is a predicted model, not a curated record. The transcript has 57 exons.